Molecule: messenger RNA, 898 nt
Organism: Suncus etruscus (white-toothed pygmy shrew)
Lineage: Eukaryota; Metazoa; Chordata; Mammalia; Eulipotyphla; Soricidae
Gene: TPPP
Product: tubulin polymerization promoting protein
Exons: 4
Coding region: 101-751 (216 amino acids)
Biological process (GO): microtubule polymerization; positive regulation of protein polymerization; microtubule bundle formation
Cellular component (GO): microtubule
Molecular function (GO): tubulin binding
Source: RefSeq, a predicted model, not a curated record
GGGCCGGCGGGCCGGGCGGGCGGAGGCGCGGGCGCUCGGCGGGGCAGCGGGUCGCGGGUCCAGUGGCGGAGUUGCUGCUGCCGCCGCCGCCCGGAGCAACAUGGCCGACACCAAGUCCAAGGCUGCCAACAGGACACCCCCCAAGUCCCCAGGGGAGCCUGCCAAGGACAAGGCAGCCAAACGACUAUCGCUGGAGUCAGAGGGCGCUGGUGAAGGGGCGGCCUCGGCGGAGCUGAGCGCCUUGGAGGAGGCCUUUCGGCGGUUCGCGGUGCAUGGGGACACCAGGGCCACUGGCAGGGAGAUGCAUGGGAAGAACUGGUCCAAACUGUGCCGGGACUGUCAGGUCAUUGAUGGCAAGAACGUCACAGUCACCGACGUGGACAUCGUCUUCAGCAAGAUCAAGAGCAAAGGCAGCCGGACCAUCACCUUUGAGCAGUUCAAGGAAGCGCUAGAGGAGCUUUCCAAGAAGAGAUUCAAGGACAAGAGUGGCGAGGAGGCCGUUCGUGAGGUGCACAGGCUGGUGGAGGGCAAGUCCCCCAUCAUCUCAGGAGUGACGAAAGCCGUGUCCUCGCCUACCGUGUCUCGGCUCACAGAUACCUCCCGGUUCACGGGUUCCCACAAGGAGCGCUUCGACCCAUCGGGCCGGGGGAAGGGCAAGGCUGGCCGUGUGGACCUGGUGGAUGAGUCGGGCUACGUGCCGGGCUACAAGCACGCGGGCACCUACGACCAGAAGGUGCAGGGGGGCAAGUAGCCCCGGCCUGGGCUCCCUCAGGCCGGGUUCUGCCCUCACACUUCUACAUUCCUGUCUCGCCUGGGCUGACUCGGACCUCAGGGACCUCGGGGACCUCAGGGGGCGCUACAGAGGGUCCCAGCACACUUCUCUCCUACCCCAGGUGUG